Messenger RNA from Amphibalanus amphitrite, 2490 nucleotides. Its product is annotated as serine proteinase stubble-like. The transcript has a single exon. Gene Ontology annotation, biological process: proteolysis. The record is from RefSeq and is a predicted model, not a curated record. The coding region runs from base 194 to 2086 and encodes 630 amino acids. Gene Ontology annotation, molecular function: serine-type endopeptidase activity. Lineage: Eukaryota; Metazoa; Arthropoda; Thecostraca; Balanomorpha; Balanidae.
GGCGGGUCGGACGGGCGGCGCGACUGGCAGCGACAGCGGUGGACACGGCUGGGCGGUGACUGGUGUGGAGCUAGGGUGGGGCGACAGGGAACUGAGGGAGACAGCGGCAGUGCAGCACUGCAGUCCGCCCGGAUCACCGGAAGACGCACUACCCCGACAAGAUCUCAUCCGAGACCUCUUCCUCUACCUCACAAUGGCGCCUCGCAGCUCUCUGACCGUCCUCACCCGCACUGCGGCAGUCCUCUGCUGUCUAUCCGUCGUCACCGCAAUCAACCACGUCACCCAGCAGGGCGGCAACCAGGACCCGAACCAGGGCGUGUACCGGCGCUGUGCCGACGGCAGGAGCGUGGCCGUGCCGUGUCUGCAGCCGACCACCGACUGCACGGACCGCUCCGUGCCCAGCCGCAUCCCCGGCUCGUGCGUGCGCUGGUAUAGCUGCUGCAAGGAGCCGCCGCGCGACGUCGACUACGUGCGGUCGCCGGAGGAGAAGGCAGCGCGCAGAGGCGAGAUGUACCAGAAGGCCGUCGGCUGGCUGGUCGCCGGCGCCAGGGCCAUCAAGACCAUGUGGAACUCGUUCCUGGACAAGGUGCGUGGCGAGAAGGCCUCUGGAGCGCAGCAUCCGCCGUAUGGCCAUCAUAUACCCCCGGGGGCAGAGCCCCACGCCUGGCGCGGGCCUGUCUACGACGAACAACAUCAGGGUUACGGAAACCACCGGAAUCCUGGUAGCCAGCAGCCGAACGGAGUGUACGGAUACGCGAACAGCAAGAGCUACCAGAGUUCCCCGAUUAAGAACUGGGUGACCGACUAUAAGUCGUCGACCAGUGGGUACGGGUCACCCACUAAGCCGUCGAGGGGAGGUUAUGGUCGGCCCAGCUGGCCCCCGAACAGCUUCACGUCAACGUCGAGCACUAAGUUCCCGAGCGGGUCUGGCUUCUCCUCCCGACUGCCGACGAAGCCGAGUCACUUCUCCACGCGUGUACCGACGGUAGCCGGCGACCUAACGCCUCCGAGCCAAUUCAUGCCAAGUUCUCCGACUACGCCGGACAAAAUGACCCCUAGCCGCUUCCCGACGCGCGUGCCGACUAUUCCUGGCGAUUUGGUGCCGCCGUCGACGGACUCGGCCUCUGAGCGCACCACGGCGACCACCCGACGGCCACUGACGGGAGCAGACGCUAUCGUGGCCGAGGCUGCGCGCCGCUGGCUGCCCUCCGAUUGCGGCCGACUCAGUCCGCUGAGCAGUUUCAGCGGGCUGGGCCGCCGCCGCCGACGCCGGGACAUCACCGGCGGCCACCCGGCCGACCGCUCGCGCUGGGCCUGGAUGGCCGUCAUCGGGAUGCGUCAGCCCGGCGAGAACUGGGCCGAGAACCGCGGCCAGGGUCCUGUCUGGAUCUGCGGCGGCGCGGUGGUCACCCCGCGGUUCGUGCUGACGGCGGCGCACUGUGUCGGGGGUAGGGCGCUCGACAAGCUGGUGGUGCGGCUGGGCGAGUACAACCUGUCGUCGACGACGGAUGGGCCGCACCAGGACCGGCUGGUCAGCGCCGUCACGCUGCACCCGCAGUUCGUCAGCCGACAGAACGACGUGGCGCUGCUGCGACUGGACGUGCCGGCCGAGUUCGGUCUGCUCGUGCGGCCCGUCUGCCUGCCGGUGCCGGGCGCGCCGGUGCCGCCGCCCGGCCUGCGCCGAGUCGCCGGCUGGGGCCGACUCUCCUUCGAGGGCGCCGGCGCCGCCGUCCUGCAGGAGGCCAAGCUGACACUGGUGCCGGCCGACGCCUGCGAGUCCAUCUACCGACGUCUCUCCAGCUUUGGCGAGUCGUUCCCGGGCGGCGGCUUUCUGGGCACCAAGCUGUGCGCCGUAGACCCGAGCACACGCGGCGCAGACGCCUGUCUGGGCGACUCGGGCGGCCCGCUGACCGGCCUGCGGCCCGACGGACGGUUCGCGCUCGUCGGUAUAGUCUCGCUGGGCGUCGGCUGCGGCGACCCCGACUUCCCGGGCGUGUACACACGGGUGGAGAGCUAUGUGCCCUGGAUAGUGGCAGUGAUAGCGACUGCAGAGGCUGAGGCUGCCGCCGCGGCCAAGACCGUCUAGCUUAGGGUUGCCAUACAUGUAAAAACGCAACCUUGCAUGGUGUGCGUGGUACUCGUAUACUACAUACCUGGCACAGUUCUAGGUUGAAGUAAGGAAAACAGUUUGAUGUGAUGCAGGGGCAUUUACGUUGUCAGUCCACUGCAUAAGUGGCCUGACAAAUAACAAAAUAGUUAAACACGCUUAUGUUAUUACUGGUUAACGCGGGCGUCACUUGGUAGGUAUGCUGAGUUGUAAGCAAUCUAAUCGUGUCUAGCAAUGCCCGUGGGCAAGCGGAUACAUAAAGCAUUAUGCCAUUAUGGAUUGAAUGUUAUCUGACCAGGUAUGAUGAUGAACCUUGCCCUUGACGAAUACAUGGGUGCAUUUCAUUACCAGUUCGACUGCUAAUGCCAAGUUACCCAAGGCCA